Molecule: messenger RNA, 1891 nt
Organism: Truncatella angustata
Lineage: Eukaryota; Fungi; Ascomycota; Sordariomycetes; Amphisphaeriales; Sporocadaceae
Exons: 2
Coding region: 403-1566 (387 amino acids)
Biological process (GO): response to oxidative stress
Cellular component (GO): nucleus
Source: RefSeq, a predicted model, not a curated record
CAGCAUUGCAAUCGCAUCGCAUUCAACAAAUGUUGAUGCUCUGUCCAUAGCUGCACAUUGAUUCACCAGAUUUACAGACCGGGUAGUAAGCUCUCCUUCUUAACUAAGUUUAGAGGUGCCUGCAGUAAAGUUGCACAAUUUCCAGAGGCUCCUUUGCCUGAUACUGCGCUUAUUGUCCCCCCCUGUCCGCUUCGUCAUAAACAAACCCCACCACUGAACUUACACUGUAUCCUCUCUCAAGUGGUCUCCGGCCAAGUUUCCAGCUUCCACCUCACCUCAGACUAGACUAGUUGUCAGCUGUCUCUCUGAAGCACACGAGCUCGUGCAUGCCAUUCCACGAACCUGACCCAUUCGGAUGUCACAUAAGCUGGAACCACAGAAAGACACGGCCACCUGCCCACCAUGAGCCGCGCAAGCACCCAAGGACAUUCAUUGUACGACUCUGGCGUCCUCAUCCCAGGGCUGGACUCAGACUCGCCCCCCAACUCCAACCGCGCCGCGACGCCGCCGAGAGCUGGAGAUGCACAUGGGCACCAGCACAGCGAUAACGAGGAGUUCGGCAUCAGCUCCAUGAUCUCCGGCUGGUUCGGGAGGACAUUCGGUCCAACACGCUCCAACUCGAAUCUGGACGCGGCCAGCAUACACACCAGUCGGACCUUUCCCGCCGAGCAUCCCUCCUCCUCUGGAGAUGGCAUCAGCCAGCCGUUUACCCCCGCCAGGCCCUCGCGAUCCGCCAGCCCGUUUGUCAUGCCAGACUACGAGCCACUCGUCCUCACGGGCUACCAACAGGACACGGACCGAGGCGCACAGUUACUCAGCACAAGCAUCGGCGAGGCAAUACGCGUCAACUUCCCCGAGAGGCUGAGGAUAUGCGAGGAGUGGAGACUCGUCUACAGUCUAUACCAGAACGGCAGUUCGCUAUCCACACUAUACAAGCUAUGCGAUGAUUACAGAGGGAGAAGGGUGGGCUUCGUGCUGGUAGUCAGGGACGGGGCUGGAGGGACCUUCGGUGCCUAUCUCACAGAAGCACCACACAUUGCAGCUGGCUACUAUGGCUCCGGAGAGUGCUUCCUCUGGAAAGCCUCGAUACAUGCCAGCCUACCCCCACCCCCAUCAGAUCCCACUGCCGACUUGCUCACCGGAGCAUCCACCACGAUAAAUUCGCCCAUUACAAGCACGUUCCCUUCCAGCCACUUGGCUCCCCUGCCGGUCAACCCGGCAACCAAUAAGUUGGAGGCUGCUCAGGUCGACGAUCACUCCAUAAGGUUUCAGUACUUCCCAUAUGUGCCUCCUGAUGCGCGGGGUGGCAGAAAAGAGGAGGCUCCCGUGGACCCUUGGGAGGUGUCCAGGGAUCGUGACCAGUUCUACUUUAUAAGUUCCGAGCGAUCGUUCUUGGCUCUCGGCGGUGGAGAAGGCCAUAAUGCUCGCUAUGGGCUCUGGCUUGAUGAUGGCUUCAACCGUGGUCACAGUGCAAAGUGCGGAACAUUUGAAAACGACCCACUCAGCGAUGAGGGAGAAAGGUUUGACAUCGUGGGUGUUGAGAUGUGGGUUGUUGGCGCGACCUGAAAAGUAGUUUCCGAAGGUGGUUAUGAUGAUGAUACGAAUGGACGAUGUAUGAUACCCGAUCAGAAAGAAAAUGGUCAAAAAUCACAAAUCAGUCAAGGUCAACCAUUCUCCUCGAGCAGGCUGCACUGCGCGACGAAGGUGAUUCCACGCAUUAGACCACGAUAACUAUGUCAAGUGGUGUGUUGCUAUCUAAAUCUAGUCUAGACGAAUCUUUUCGCACAAGUGGAUAUAAAAGAAGAAAUUAACAAGGUGCGGACCUGGGAUUUGGCAGAUCUCCCGCCCUUGAUCGUUGACUUUGCUGCAGCCUGCUUACACCUUGCUGAAG